AUGGAUCACCUCAAGCUAGGCUAUGAAACGGUGCUGAACUGCACUCUCACCCAAUUGCUUACCUCUGCCGUGUUAAUUCUCCCGACUCUCCUUGUUCUGAAGCUCUUGGUUUCUUCUCUGUUCUCCCAAGAUGAACGGCCGGUUACAUUUGACGUGCCCCUACCCAGAGAACUGAGUCCCGAAUGGAGAGGUGUUGCCUGGGAAGAUAUCAGUAAAGAGUCCCGGGAGAUAUUGACCUCCCAAAGUACAACUGGAACGUUCAGCGAAAAGAAAAUUCUGAGUUAUUGCCCUGCUGAUGGACGUUUGCUGGGAGACGAGAAUGGUAUAAUACCAGCUACGGCAGAGGAUAUCGAUAGAGCGUUCAAACGGGCUUCAGCUGCAUAUCUGCAAUGGAGGGAAACAAGCUUUGCGGAACGCAGAAGAGUGCUAAGGACACUACUGAAGUAUAUCCUUGAACACCAGAAUGAAAUCGCAACCGCCUGCUGCCUCGACUCCGGUAAAACAAAAGUGGACGCUUGCUUUGGAGAUAUAAUGGUUACGGCUGAUAAAUUAAAAUGGACAAUCGACCAUGGUGAAAAGUCGCUACAGACGGACCGUCGCCCAACGAAUCUACUUAUGAUGUAUAAGAAAAACACUGUACGAUAUGAGCCCCUCGGCGUUGUGGGGGCUUGCGUGUCUUGGAACUAUCCAUUCCACAAUCUGAUUUCGCCGGUUAUCAGUGCCAUAUUUGCCGGAAAUGCCAUCAUUGUUAAACCAUCUGAGCACACAGCAUGGUCAUCGGUCUUCCUAUGCGAUAUCAUACAACGCGCAGUUGUCAGCUGUGGCCAUCCAAAGGAUCUUGUCCAGACCGUCAUCUGCCUACCACAGCAUGCCGAUGCAAUGACAUCUCACCCGUUGCUGCGGCAUCUCAUUUUCAUUGGAUCAAAACCUGUUGCCCAUGAAGUUUGCAAGUCAGCUGCAAAGGCUCUGAUUCCGGUCACUGUGGAGCUAGGUGGAAAGGAUCCCGCCAUUAUCCUCGAUGACCCUAAAACCAAAGGUGACCUCCCCAGUAUUGCCUCCAUUAUGAUGAGGGCGGUGUUUCAAUCUGCUGGCCAGAAUUGCAUUGGGACCGAGAGAAUAAUUGCACUUCCCAAUGUAUACGACGAGCUGCUUGAAAUUGUCACCCCUCGUAUCAAAGCGCUUCGCCUUGGAUCUGCCCUCUUAGACGGGAAGGGUGAUCUAAAAGCGCAGAAACUUCCUCACACUCCCGACGUUGGUGCUCAAAUAUCCAGCAGAUCAUUUGACCGUCUUGAAAGCCUGAUAUCCGAGGCAGUACGAGACGGAGCUAGGUUGAUACAUGGAGGGAAAAGAUACAACCAUCCCGACCACCCCCAUGGUCAUUACUUUAUGCCAACACUACUUGCCGACGUAACUACUGAAAUGAAGAUUGCCCAGACAGAGUUAUUCGCACCCGUCUUUGUUAUGAUGCGAGCUAAAACGGUAGACGACGCUAUUUCCAUCGCAAACUCUAUCAAGUAUGCCCUUGGCUCCAGCGUCUUUGGACAUAACAGGGCAGAUGUCGAAAGGUGUAUCUCCCACCUCGAUGCGGGAAUGGUUGCAGUCAAUGACUUUGCUACCUUCUAUGCCGUUGGCCUGCCUUUUGGUGGUGUAAAGGAUAGCGGUUAUGGAAGAUUUGGUGGCGCCGAGGGCCUCCGAAACCUAAGCAACCUUAAGGCCAUUUGCGAAGACAGGACAUUCAUCCAGACUAAAAUCCCACCGCGACUAGACUAUCCGAUUCAGAAGGGACAAGGCAGAGGGGAGGAUGGUGAAGCUGCAUGGAAUAUGUGCCAGGGAGUAGUGGAAACUGGAUACCAGCCAUCUCUCUCUGGAAAGAUAAGUGGAGUACGGAAAAUUUUGGGCAAUAUGUAA
Molecule: messenger RNA, 1908 nt
Organism: Trichophyton rubrum CBS 118892
Lineage: Eukaryota; Fungi; Ascomycota; Eurotiomycetes; Onygenales; Arthrodermataceae
Exons: 3
Coding region: 1-1908 (635 amino acids)
Molecular function (GO): aldehyde dehydrogenase (NAD+) activity
Source: RefSeq, a predicted model, not a curated record